AUGACAAUGGUGAAAUCUAGUGUGUUAGAGGAAGAAGCCAUAAAAGCGUUGUAUGAUGUUUCAGCGAUUAUUAGAAACAACCUAAAUGGCCUCAAAUUCUUCUAUUCCGAAGGCGGCGACCUAAUGCUACAGGGCAUUUUGAGCAACGCCGCUGCUGAUGUUAGACUACGCAAGAGAUCAGUGUCACUUGUAGCUGAUCUGGCCGAAUAUCAGUUAGAAUAUACUAGCAAAUGGGAGGUUCCUUUUUUCAGCAAUUGUGCACUGGUGAGGCUGCUGGUUGAUUUGACAGCAUCAGGUGACCUUGAUCUCUACGAGAAGGUUAAUGUUGAAGGGACAACUAAAGUUACAAAUGUCGUCUUGACUGGAAUGAUCAAGAGAAAGAAAGGAGCUAUUGUUAAUAUUGGGUCGGGUGUUGCAGUUGUUAUGCCUUCUAGUCCUCUUUAUGCACUUUAUGCUGCUACUAAAGCGCCGUUUCACAGGUAUUUACCAUUUCAACUUUUGACUUUUGACUUCAAGGGUGUUGAUAUUCUCAUAGCUAUAAACAAACAUGAGAUGCUAAAAAUGGUGAGGUUUGGUGAUGAAAUGGUAUUCGGUUCAAAGGAUAGUACAAUCACAGAUGAAGAUAUCGAUAGAAUCAUUGCUAAGGGAGAAGAGGCAACUGCUAAACUUGAUGCCAAGAUGAAAAAAUUCACAGAAAAUGCAAUCAAGUAA
Lactuca virosa is the source of this 711-nucleotide messenger RNA. NCBI's taxonomy places the organism in Eukaryota, Viridiplantae, Streptophyta, Magnoliopsida, Asterales, Asteraceae. The record is from the annotation of a GenBank genome assembly.